AUGACAACUUCCAAAAUAGCAGGAAUCGAAGACACCACAGCCGAUAACGAGUUUAACAAUAACACCAAGAAUUUGUAUGAGUGUGCGGACUGCAGGAAGAAGUUCUUGCAAAAGCGUUACCUCAGCAUACACGAGAGAAGUCACACCGUGGAGAAGCCAUACCACUGCAAUGAUUGUGGAAAGUCAUUUGCGUGUAAAGCGUAUCUCCAGACACACCAGAAGAUUCAUGCCGGAGUAAAGCUGUACUGCUGUAGUGAGUGCGGCAAAACAUUCACACACAAGAUUUACGUUCAUCAGCAUCAGCGCAUUCACACCGGCGAGAAGCCGCACUGCUGCACCGAUUGUGGAAAAGCGUUUGUGUGUAAGGCGUACCUCCAGACUCACCAGAAGACUCAUUCCAGAGAGAAGCCGCACUGCUGCACAGAAUGCGGGAAGCGUUUUAUUCACAAGCGCCACUUCCUGGAGCACCUGAAGACACACAGAGAAGACGAGCCAUUUAGCUGCAGUGAGUGUGGGAAGAGUUUCACAGAAAAAAGAGCCCUUCAGCACCAAAAGAGGUGUCACAGCUUAGAAAAGGCCUUCUUCUUCAAGGAGUGUGGAAAAAUGAUUGCCUGCAAGAACAGCCUGAAAUUCCACAAGCGAAUUCACAUCGGGGAGCGGCUGCACUGCCAUACGGAGUGUGGGAAGAGCUUCAUUCGUAAAACCGACCUCAGCGACAUCAUCUGUCGCACACCGGCGAGAGACCCAAGAAGAGGUUCACCAAGAAAAGAACCCUUCAGCACCAUCAGCGGCUUCAUAGCGGAGACCAGAUAUUCAGCUGCAAGGUCAUCCACACGGGAGAGAAGUGAUUUCUGCAUGGACUGUGGGCAAGGAUUCACAUAUAAAAGUACCCUGCAAGACCACCAGAGGAUCCACACUGGUGAGAAGUCCUACUCUUGUCCUGAAUGUGGGAAGAGAUUCCGCGAAUCAAACACUCUGCUGAAGCACAGGAGAAUCCAUGCCAAGAACAUGGCCUCAAACGAGGUAGAGAAGCUUGAACAGCUUGCAGGAGAGUGA
This is a messenger RNA of Erpetoichthys calabaricus (reedfish), 1056 nucleotides long. RefSeq names its product gastrula zinc finger protein XlCGF17.1-like. The transcript has 2 exons. NCBI's taxonomy places the organism in Eukaryota, Metazoa, Chordata, Cladistia, Polypteriformes, Polypteridae. The record is from RefSeq and is a predicted model, not a curated record. The coding region runs from base 1 to 1056 and encodes 351 amino acids.